GAAAAAUAAAAAAAAGUUUUUCUGUCAUAUGCACGCUGAAUAAAAAGUCAAACGAGCAGAAGACAUCUGAUAGGAAAGAGCGUUUAAACAAAUCCUUUAAAUUAAUUUUUAACAAAUAAUUGUUUCGUCACGCAAUGACUGACGAGGAAAUUGAUACAAUUUUCUUAUCUCAUAAAGUUGUUCCAGAUGUUGUACCAGCACCACCCAAGCAAUUUUUAUCAGUAAGUUACGCUGGCGGUAUGAAAGUUGAUAAAGGCGGCGAAUUAACUCCAACUCAGGUGAAAACUCCACCAACUGUUUCGUGGGAUGCGUCAGAUAAUACAUUUUAUACAAUUAUACUAACCGACCCUGAUGCUCCCAGUCGCAAGAAUCCAACAAAUCGGGAAUAUCAACAUUGGGUUGUCGCUAACAUACCGGGAAACGCCGUCGAAAAAGGUGAAGUCAUAACAGCCUACGUAGGCUCGGGCCCGCCAGAAGGAACCGGUUUACAUCGUUACGUGUUUUUGCUGUACAAACAGCCGACGAAAAUGAAAUUUGACGAGGAGCGUAUACCUAAGAACAGUGGCAGGGGGCGUGCCCGCUUUAGUGCGGCGAAAUUUGCUAAGAAACAUAAAAUGAGCGAAUUGGUGGCUGGUAAUUUCUUUCAAGCUCAAUGGGAUGAUUACGUACCGACUGUGCAUAAACAAUUGAAAGGCUAAGUUUUGAAAUAUUUCUUACUCGCAUCUGCCUGUUAACUUGGUCAGUAUUUUAUGCAAUUGACUGAAUAAAAAUUGAAUGUGACUUUUAGUUUUGAUUUUCAUAUGCUCUCCUUAUCUACGCCUAACAAUUCUUUAAUUAUAAUCAAUGAGUAGUCAACGUAUUGAGCAUUAUAGACAUUCCCCCCUCUAGGCUCACUUAUAUCAUAAUUUGUUGCAAAG
Glossina fuscipes is the source of this 917-nucleotide messenger RNA. Its product is annotated as protein D3-like. The transcript is spliced from 2 exons. Lineage: Eukaryota; Metazoa; Arthropoda; Insecta; Diptera; Glossinidae. The record is from RefSeq and is a predicted model, not a curated record. The coding region runs from base 135 to 698 and encodes 187 amino acids.